Paramuricea clavata is the source of this 3854-nucleotide messenger RNA. NCBI's taxonomy places the organism in Eukaryota, Metazoa, Cnidaria, Anthozoa, Malacalcyonacea, Plexauridae. The record is from the annotation of a GenBank genome assembly.
AUGCCCCCAAUACGAAACCAAGAGUAUAGUAUAAGUGACCUUCGCAGAAAGUGCGCAGAGAAGGGCCUUUCGACUAAAGGCCGAAAGGCAACUUUGGUAUCUCGGUUACAACAAUACGCUUCGUCUGGACCUUCUACUACGUCUCAGCCGUUGGAUAACGCAACGCCAAGUGCCUCAACGUCGCAAACUUCCACGCCAGUGCCUACCGGAGAAAGCGUACAUACUCCAAGCCUGCUAAACGACGCGCAAAUGACACAAGUUCGAUCUAUUGUAUCGCGCAGCAUCGAAGACUCAAUAACGGAAAUUGCCAGCCAAGCGGCCCGUGCUGCUGUGAAUGCAUUGCAAUGUUCAGCGACCUCGCCAAACGAAAGUUCGCCAGCGACUCUAGAGGACCGAGUAGCAGAUCAUCACGCCACUUUGACUUCAUCAACACGAAGCCCUAACCCAGUACCUGCUGCUGUGCCGACCGUGGUUAUUCCAGAUUUUCCUCCUCAUGUGCCCGAGAAUGAAUCCUUUGUUCCAACUCAGAUGCCAUCUUACGGCCACCCCGCGUUGGAUGUGCCCGCUGCCUAUGUCAAGCAGAUACAAACGGGUGAGUUUUUUGAUUUAGCAAAAUUAUUACCUCGUGAAUUCCCUUCCACUGUGGAGGAGGACUCUGUGGUCUUAACCUUGGAAAACUCCAUUAUAAAAGCUAAGAAGGCUAAUCAGCAAACUCAAAAAAUAACGAAUAUCGAACAAUGGACUACAGCGUUCACUGUGUAUAUGGGCAUAUUAACAUCAAAGUUCCCCUCGCGAUCCCAAGAGUUGCUUCAGUAUAUGUCCCUCAUCCGCUAUGCCUCCCAAACCCAUCGGGGCCUUGGCUGGUGUAUUUAUGAUCACAAGUUCCGCCGAAAAGCUGCCCUCAAUGCCAGUCUCAACUGGUCACAAAUUGACCAGCAGCUUUGGUUAUGUCUUUUCACAAUACCACCUGACAUUUUAAGACGGGAAUACCCCCUUUUCACAAAUGGACCCCAGCAAAAUACUAUCCUCUCAGGGGCCGCUAGAAGAGGAAAUACCUGCCAUGAAUAUAACAAAAGGGGUGAGUUUAAAAACACCAGUUGUCCCUACCGUCACGAAUGCAACAGAUGCUCAGGUACCCACCCAGGCUUUAGCUGCAAUCAACGUCGACCAGAGCAUGACCAACUCCCCAGGAGCAGCGACAAGUCAAAGAAGUCUACGCAUGCCCAUUGAUUCUUAUAAUCAACUACCAACACCUAUUUUAGUUGAUAAGUUAGAAAGUGCCCUUACUGGACACCCUGGUUCUAAUUUUGUAUUUCAGGUUUGCAAUAAUUUAAGGUUUGGUGCACGAAUUGGUUUUGAGGGGCAACGUGCCCCAAAAUUUUCUAGAAAUUUACCCACGGCACUGGCUGACCCUAGUGUGGUCGCAAAUAACUUAGCACAUGAGAUUUCGCUUGGUCGGGUGGCUGGUCCCUAUGAUAACCCACCAUUUCCAAAUUUCCAAAUUUCACCAAUUUGCUUGGUUCCAAAAAAGAACUCUGACAAAUUUCGAACAAUUUUUCAUCUCUCUUUUCCUAAGACAGGUACGACCAGCAUAAAUUAUGCAAUUUCCAAGGAGGAUUUCAGUUUGCAAUAUGUCACCAUUGAUCAUGCCAUUGAAGGUAUAAAGCGUUUUGGCCAGGGCUGUUUCCUUGCAAAAACUGACAUAGAAUCGGCAUUUCGACUGAUUCCCAUUCACCCCGAUGAUUAUGAGCUACUGGGUAUGUUUUGGCAGGGGAAAUAUUUUUAUGACAAGGUCUUACCCUUUGGCCUUCGAAGCGCCCCAUUUAUUUUCAAUCAACUUUCUGAUGCGAUAGAAUGGAUCUUGAUUAACAAAUGUCACAUUUCUUUUGUCUGCCACAUUUUAGAUGAUUUCUUAGUCAUUGAACCUAAGUCGGAACUUUUCUCUCCCGAGAGUCCCUGUCAGCAAAGCCUUGCUGCAAUGCUGCUUACUUUCAAUAACCUGAACAUCCCAAUUGCCCCGAGUAAAACUCAAGGUCCCCUACAGGUACUUGAUUUUAUGGGUAUAACAUUAGACACCCUGAGAAUGGAAGCACGUCUUCCCACUGAAAAAAUUGAGCGAUUGAAGGAACUUUUUGGACAAUUUGAAAACAGACGUUCUUGUACUUUAAAACAAUUACAAUCCCUAAUUGGUACAUUGAACUUUGCAUGCAAGGUUGUCCCACCAGGUAGGCCCUUCUUACAGCGCAUGAUUGAUUUAACCCGAAAUGUUAAGAAGCCCCACCACCACAUAAAACUGAAUACCGGGUUCUUUAAAGAUCUGGAGAUGUGGAAACAAUUUGUAAUAAAUUGGAAUGGAGCUAACUUUUUCCUUUCAUCCACCUGGCAAGAUUCAGAUUGCCUGCAACUCCAUACAGAUGCAUCAGGAGCACUAGGGUAUGGGGGUAUAUUUGAGUAUAGAUGGUUCCAGGGCACAUGGCAACCCCACCAACAACUAGGAACACCAGGAAUUAGUAUCGCUUGGCAAGAGCUUUUUGCCAUUAUAGUCGCAUGCCAGAUAUGGGGAGAGCUUCUCCAGGAAAAACGUAUUAUCUUUAACUGUGACAAUGAAGCAGUAGUCAGUAUGAUUAACACAAAACGUUCACGUGUGCCAAAGGCCAUGGAUCUAAUUCGCCGUUUGACCCUGCUAACAAUGCAAUAUAAUUUUUACAUUCGAGCUCAACACAUACCCGGAAAACGAAAUGAAAUUGCAGACUCUCUCUCGUUUUCAGCACCAACGGUUCACACAAUUGGCACCUCAUGCAGAUCCCAACCCAUGCUACAUCCCGACUUUUCUGCUAACAAUUUGAAAAACGACAUUGAAAAAUAUAUCAAUUUGGCAGUGGCACCUUCUACCAAACAAACAUACAGCUCAGGUGAAAAACGCUUUGUUGAAUUCAUCCUUUUAGUUAAAUGCACUCAAGUCGAACAGUGUCUCCCGGCAACAGAAUCUAUGCUGACUGAGUUUGUUGUGUACUUGGCUAGAACUAUAAAACAUUCCUCAAUAAAAAAUUACCUAGCAGCUGUUCGACAUCAUAUUCGCCAGGGUUUUAAGUUAAACUUUCAAAAAAUGACACGCCUGCAACUGGUCUUACGUGGUAUAAAGAGAGCUCAAGGUGGCCAAAUUCGAAUACGCUUACCAAUAACUAUUCAUCAUCUGCAGUUGUUCCACCUGUUACUAUCCAUUCCAUCUACCAAAAAUUAUGACUCAUUAAUGUUCUGGGCUGCAAUGACUUUGGCAUUCUUUGGUUUCCUCCGUCUGGGAGAACUAACAUGUAAUUCCAAAUUUAAUACCGAUACCCACUUGACACCAGACAAUAUAUCAUUUAAUUUUAUUCAGGAGACGCAAAAACCCAAAUCGAUGACAAUCUUGAUCAAAGAGUCAAAAACUGACCCCUUUCGGGUGGGUCAAACAAUUACAAUUGGGUCUACUAGCUAGGGUUAGGGUUAGGGUUAGGGUUAGGGGUUAGGGUUCACCAUUAUGUCCAGUUUUAGAUAUGAAGCGAUAUCUUACAAGUCGCAAAUCACUCAAUGGCCCCCUUUUCGUUCAUGCUUCAGGAAAGCCAUUGACAAAGCAAGCACUGAUAACUGAGACACGAUCUCUUCUCACUAAGUCUGGCUUAAAUGCUGCUCAUUAUGUUGGUCAUAGCUAUCGGAUUGGUGCUGCAACAACAGCAGCCUCUGCGGAACUGCCAUCCUGGCUAAUCAAAACAUUAGGACGAUGGACAUCCGACUGUUAUGAACGCUAUAUCAAAAUUCCAUUAUCAACUCUAUCUGGGGUAUCAGCCACUUUGACAGAUGUGCUAACCGCUAAGUAA